UGAUUAGCUGCAAGCACCUUCCUGCAUGCAGACGCGACAGUGUGGGGAGCCCCCAGCCCUGUGUUUGCUCAGCCCUGCGCUCAGCCUCGUGGAAGGAUGUUGCAUGCCUAGUCUACGAGUACCGUACAACGACCUCUGCCCGCAUGUUUGCCCUUUCGCUACCAGUUUGUGUGAGAGGUGUAUAAGACGAUGGUCCUGCCCCCCUCGACUGAACCCCACUUUCCGACCCCAAACACCCGCUCAGGAAGCCGAUGCACAAAAGCGAACAUGACCGAAAACACCAUUCAUAGACAAUCUUUCUCCGUCGAUAACCUCAGCGUUAGGAGCGUGACCAUUUACCCUUCUCGCGCUGCCAUUGUUAGGGAUAUUAACAAUGUCACUAUCAAGGUUUGCCACUGUCGUCUUUGUCCCCUAUGGCUAUCGGCUAACCAUUGCAGCCGGGGAGAAACGAGAUUGUUAUCUACAACCUCACCCCGCACGCCGAAGCCGACUCGAUCAAGGUCGAAGGACACAACACCCCGGCCCUCAUCACGGACAUGGCCGUGGACCUGGUCCCCAACGCCAAGUACGACGAGCACCAAUUCAGCGAUUACUCCGACAGCGACACAUCGUCGGGAGAGGAAGAGACGUCCCCGGAAUUGCAAGCUUUGGAAGCCCGAUUGAAAGCGAUAUCCCAGCAAUUAGCCCAUCACCAGGAGACCGAAGCAUCGUGCGUUCAGCAGCGACAGUACAUGGACACCUUUAUAAUGACCUGGGCCUCAAAGGCUACCAUCGCUCCAUCAGAGACCAUACGUAAAGAAUUGAGCAAUUACGAAACCACCCGUCAGGAAGCCUUCCAUAAGCUGGCGGAGGCCAAGGAUUGCACCGAGAGCACGAGAGCCGAGUUGGAAAAACUCAAAAGGGCGCACGAAAAGAUGAAGAGCCGGUGGGAGAAGACGCUUCGCAAAAAGAACGCCGCGAAAACGGAGCGUCGGCGACGCAAAGAAUUCGCGAGGAAAGAGCGCAAAGAGCAGAAGCUGUAUACUCCGGAGAAAGUUUACCGCGUCAAGAUCACCGUCGAAUUGGACAGCUUACCGAAGGGAACCAAAUCCGUUCCCAGCGCAAUUGACACCGGAAGACCCCCGAGGGCGGACGAUGACGAGCCACCGGUCAACGACGGCGGGCCAAGUUUACGCAUUUCGUACAUCGCCGGAGGAGCGUCUUGGGUACCCCGAUACGAUAUCCGCCUGGAUACCACGUCGAAUACAGGAUCCAUUUCCUACAGGGCCCACUUCUACAAUAAAACCGGUGAGACCUGGCGAGAUGCCAAAAUCACGUUGUCAACCUCGCAAACCUCCUUUAACGGAAUCGAAGACAAAGCGCCCUGGAUGGAUGCCUGGCGCGUAUCUCUCAAGCGGCGGGGACACUACGGCAGCGAUAAAGAUGGCGGACUAUACGCCGUCCCCGAGCAAGAGAAGCGCGAUGUGAAGAAGGUAGCGGCAAAACGCGCAAAGGCCGAAUUCUGCUCCCAUGGGCAAGAGUACGACCGUUCCGGUGCCUUGGGGAGUUCGCGCCCUCAAUGCGCAGCUGCAAUGUCUGCCGGCGGAUCCCAGAACGCCCGCAAGGCGAAGAGAGGCAUCUCCUUCAGCAGCGGCAGUAGCAUCACCAUGCUCAGUCGUCGCCGGAGCAUGAGCAAGCCCGUCGCCCCCUCUGAGAACCCGUACUCCAGCGACUCGAGCGAUCCCAGCGAUGACGAUAGUGACGACGCAUCCACAGUGCUAGACUCCCCGCCGAACAGGAUGGGCAUCGCAACCAGCACGUCGGAAACCCACGGACUAACAACGACCUACGACCUCCCUGGAAUCCGAACGGUCGUCUCGUCAAAGCAGCUGUCCCGCUACAUCAUUUCCGAAUUCGCCCUCCCAUCCGUGGAAUUCUCCCACCUGGCCGUACCCAAAUACCGCACCGCCGUAUUCCUCAAAGCCCGUCUUCGCAACCCCUCCCCCACCACCCUUCUACGUGGCCCUGCCGGCUUAACAAUCGACGGGACAUUCCUGGGAAGUUCAACCGUAACCCGCUGUGCUCCAAAUGAUGCGUUCGAAAUUGGGCUCGGCGUAGACGAGGAAGUAACCAUCACAUACGCCAAGCCGGUCCGUCGCGUAGCCUCGGAGGGAAUGCUCGUGAAGGAGCAAGUGCUAACCUACGAGCGGAACAUAAGUAUCUACAAUACCAGGUCCACACCCAUCACGCUAAUCCUCUUUGAUCAAGUCCCCGUCAGCGAAGAGGAGAGGCUGAGAAUCGCGGUUAAGCGGCCAGCUGUGAAGAAUGUUGGUGACACGCUUCAUGGCACGGCUACGAAUGUCAGGUUCUUCUCGGGCUUUGAGAUGGGUGGGAAGAAGCCGACAAGCGUGCCCGCCGGACCGGGAGCCAAGGUGGAGCUAAGGAAGAACGGGGAGGUUAGGUGGGAGAUUGGCCUAGAGAAGGGUGCCAAGGCCAGAGUUGGGUUGGAGUACGAGGCGAGGAUGCCGACAGCGGAUGUUAUCUGUGCAGAGAGGGGUGGGGAUUGAGUGGGUUCCUUUGUUUCGUUUGCGACUUGGGUCUGGCGGGCGGGAUAGGGGAGUGGACGUUGUCUUCCUGCGUCAUGUUUUUAUCUCUGCCCAUUAAGUGCUCUCAAUCUAAUGCAGCAACACCUAUAAUCUCGUAUAACCACCGUACUCGGGGACAAAGGCCCACAAGAAAGAUUAGUGUUUCCCCCACACGGGAAUGCUUGAGCGUGUUGAAUCCCAUUUACCAGGAUUCGCAAUUCCGAUAACCCGUCAAACCAAAUCCAUUGUAGGUCAAAGUCACAAUUCCCAAUAACAAUUCGACAGCGGACCACAAGACUCCACGGUACGCGCUAACAGACUAUCCGGUAGACAUAUAUUUGGUACAAAGGCAUCGAGUGAACGAUGGACGGGGCAGAAAGGAAAAUAGACCAUCUAUUAUCAAUACUAUCAAUACUAUAAUAAUACUCAUAUGAAUAUCACCAGUAGCGCAAACCAAUUCGUGAGUGAUUUUCCGUGAUUCCUUACCCAUGCCCAGAGACCAACCCCGCGUACAGUACUGCACUAGUACACGCGAGAAAUAUCACCCGCCGCCCAAAUAAUGCCUAAAUGUUGCAAACAGCGAUGAGCCUCUGGUUAUAAACCCCCCGCGCCGGAAAGAGAGGUGCAAUUUGUUUCAACGGAUGUGAACGACUGAAUCCCCGGGGAAAACAGCUUCCGCUCAAGACGUACAUACAGGUAGGAACCACGUACGCGCGCGAUGGAACUGCCGUCGUCAAAUUGUGCCGUGAUCUGCUACGGUAGCGUAAUGCGUAACCCGGUCGCGGGGAAUGCUACUCGUGUGCAAGUAUGAGGAUUCAACCGGAGGUCUUGUGGUGUAUAAAAUCUCGAGCGUGGUAUUGUACUAGUAGGAAGGGAGGAAGGUUCACAGAUUGAAUCCGGUGUGAGAGGUUCGCGGGUGUCGAAGACCUACAUAUCCAUAUCUUUCACCGAAGUCAACAGCCGUUAUUGUUAUUGGCCCAUAGCAAAACGUGUAAAUCCGAUACGUGGGAAAAGAUGCGCGUUGAAAGACUGCCCUGCCCGCCAAAAGGAAAAUCAUAUCUGGAUCCCGUAAGCUGAAAAGAAGAAAAAAAGGGCUCGAUGGGUGAGGAAGCU
Messenger RNA from Tuber aestivum (summer truffle), 3677 nucleotides. The record is from the annotation of a GenBank genome assembly. Lineage: Eukaryota; Fungi; Ascomycota; Pezizomycetes; Pezizales; Tuberaceae.